Molecule: messenger RNA, 1541 nt
Organism: Capsicum annuum
Lineage: Eukaryota; Viridiplantae; Streptophyta; Magnoliopsida; Solanales; Solanaceae
Product: inositol 2-dehydrogenase/D-chiro-inositol 3-dehydrogenase
Exons: 7
Coding region: 213-1343 (376 amino acids)
Molecular function (GO): nucleotide binding
Source: RefSeq, a predicted model, not a curated record
CUCAUUAUUUAACUUUAUUUUUUUUACCUUUUUAUCAAGAAAUUUACUUAUCAUAUAAUGCCAACUGGCCAACUUCUUAUCUUAGGUACAUUGUAAUCAAAUUAUAUAAAUAGAGACCAUUUGAGAGAUUUGUGGAGACAUUGCUUCUCUGUUUUAUUUUUUUAUUUUUUUUCCAGAAUUAUUAAAAAAAAAAAAAAAGUGAGUCAUUAGCCAUGGUAGCAACAAUAUUGAGAUAUGGAAUAAUUGGUGUUGGAAUGAUGGGAAGAGAACAUUUAAUGAAUCUUUAUCAUCUAAAAAGUGAAGGAGUUGCUGUUGUUUGCAUUGCUGAUCCACAUAUUCCUUCUCAAAUAUAUGCACAAAAAUUAGCAGAAUCAUUUGAUUGGCCUCUGCAGGUUUUUGCAGGGCAUAAACAAUUGUUAGAAAGUGGGCUAUGUGAUGUGGUGGUAGUGUCAACUCCAAACAUGACUCACUAUGAGAUUCUCAUGGAUAUCAUCAAUCACCCAAAACCCCAUCAUGUUUUGGUGGAGAAGCCUUUGUGCACUAAUGUCUCAGACUGUAAAAAGGUCAUAAAUGCUGCAAAAGCGCGAUCUGAUAUGCUGGUACAAGUUGGGCUAGAGUACAGAUACAUGCCGCCAGUUGCUAAACUGAUAGACAUAGUUAAAGAAGGAGCUUUAGGAAAAGUGAAGAUGGUGUCAAUUCGAGAACAUCGAUUUCCAUUUCUUGUCAAGGUCGAUAAUUGGAAUCGUUUCAACUGCAACACUGGAGGUACUCUGGUGGAGAAAUGCUGUCAUUUCUUUGAUCUCAUGAGACUUUUCAUUGGAGCAAAUCCUGUUCGCGUUAUGGCUUCUGGAGCUAUGGAUUUGAAUCACAGAGACGAAGUAUAUGAUGGACGGGUGCCUGAUAUAAUUGACAAUGCUUAUGUAAUUGUGGAAUUCGACAAUGGUUGUCGUGGUAUGCUUGACCUAUGUAUGUUUGCUGAAGGAGGUAAAAAUGAGCAAGAAAUAUCUGUAGUAGGUGAUAUUGGAAAGGGUGAAGCGCUUGUGCCUGAGAGCAUUGUGCGUUGGGGUACACGAGCUGAAGGAAGAAAUAGCGUACAAACUUUGCUAGCUGAAGAUAAGCGAAUAAAGUACGAUGGGCUACAUCAUGGUUCAAGCUACUUGGAGCACCUUCAGUUUUUGUCAGCAGUAAGAGCAAGAGGAGAACAAGCACCUGCUGUUGGUUUACAUGAUGGUUUGGUUUCAGUAGCCAUUGGAGUUGCUGCACAGCUUUCGAUUCAGAAGGGUCGAUCUGUUGCGAUUGAGGAAGUCAUGCAUGAACAGCUUCUUCAAUCCACCAAGUCUUGAUUUUCAAUCAUUAUUUGAAUGUAGUAACAACACAAAUAACAAGGGUGUCUGGUUCUUCAUCUGCUCUUGACUUGUCUACAUUCAUCAUAUUGUUAUUAUUUAAGAUCACUACUAGAAGUAGAAAUCCCAUCAAAACACCUGCAGUUCCUUGCAUUCCAAAUGCACCAAAAACCUGUUUGUUUGUGUUUUUUUGAUAAA